Messenger RNA from Emiliania huxleyi CCMP1516, 1207 nucleotides. RefSeq lists its product as hypothetical. The record is from RefSeq and is a predicted model, not a curated record. The transcript has a single exon. The annotation marks the transcript as partial. NCBI's taxonomy places the organism in Eukaryota, Haptophyta, Isochrysidales, Noelaerhabdaceae.
AUGCGGGGCGAUGAUCUCAUAGUGGCCGAGAUUCCGUGCGGCAGCGGCAGCCACUCAUCGGUCACGCUUAUCGCUCGCAGCGAGUCGACAAGCGCGCCUCUCGCUAUCCUCUCUCCACCAAGUGGCGUCGCAGCGGCGGCGCACGACCGGCUCCUAAAGGAGCUGUGGGCCUCCGUGCCAGACUCGUCCGUAUCAGGAGGCCGCGGCGCGUGCUUCCGGCUGCACGCCGACCCGGGCGGCGACGCGUGCGACGGUGACUUCUUCUCGCCCGCGCAACACGAGCGGCUGCUCUCCUUUGUCCGCGAGCGCGUGUUUGACGCGUGGCGCUCGGUGACGCCGGAGCUGCGCUCGUUGGCGGGCUCGUUCGAGCUCUUCAACCCGGCGCUCGGCGCAAACAUGGGCUGGCACCAAGAUGGCCACGCGGCAGGGGAGCUCGUGGCGCACUACUACCUGGCCGCCGACGACGAGGACAUGGCGUGGGCAGAGGUGGCGCUGCCUCCCGCGCCGCCGUCCGAGGGCGAGGCGGAGGCUCCCGGCUUUGACUUCUCCUGCGCCGUCGACUUCGGCUCGAGCGACGAGCUGUCUCGCGGCGUGGCCGCCUCCAACUUCGUCGCGGUCGGCUGCGGCGCAGACACAGCGGCGCAGCCAAUCUGCGUCUUUGAGGACUCCGCCGUGCUUCACCGCACCCCGCUCACCGCCGCGGGCAAGCCGCAGCUCCAGUCACGCCGGCCGAUGGCGCGCCUCGUCUUUUACGGGACGGACGCCGACGGCGCCACCCUCCGCUUCCCGCCGCCGCAUUCCGCGCCGCAGGCGCUCCGCGCGGCGGCGCCCCGCUUGCCGGAAGGGCUGGUGCGCGUGCUCUGCGAAUUUGGGAUGAAGAAACGAGGGUGGACGGGCAAGAGUCGUGGACCGGCUGCCGAAACGCGCCUGCGUUACGAAGCACUGAUGGAGCCUUACGCGGGGCGCUACUUUUCGGAGGCGCUCUGUUCGUAUGUGGCGGGAGGGGAGGAGGCCGUGGCGUUUGUGGGCGCCCGGGCGGCGGCGUUGGCGGCAGAGCUGGAGGCGGAGGCGGAGGCGGAGGCGGAGGCGGAUAAGCUUAAGGCGGCGAGGGUGGCGGCAGGCUGGGUAUCGUCAUCAGAGGAGGGGGAGGAGGAGGGGGAGGCAGAAGAGACUCCGCCUCGACAGCCAAAUCGGCAGGCGGCUCAAU